This is a messenger RNA of Salmo salar (Atlantic salmon), 3617 nucleotides long. Its product is annotated as phosphatase 1L. The record is from RefSeq and is a predicted model, not a curated record. Gene Ontology annotation, molecular function: protein serine/threonine phosphatase activity; cation binding. Gene Ontology annotation, biological process: protein dephosphorylation. Lineage: Eukaryota; Metazoa; Chordata; Actinopteri; Salmoniformes; Salmonidae.
GGGGGGGGUGCGCGGGGGGUGUUGUUGAUGCGGGUGAGUAGAGGCUGAAUGGGAGCGUUUCCCACACAAGAAACGGGGUCACCGCAAAAACAGGCCACCGAAACUGAAACCACUACUACGCCCCGGGUGACGACAACUCCUCACAUUCCGGUGGGUCGUCUCCCGUUAUUCGCGAAGCCUACAAUGGGCUACAGACGACAGCGACUUCAUAACGAGUUUUGUCGGCGAAUCCUCGCGCUCCAGCUGUUAUUUCGCGAGCCAAGACAGUCUCACUUGUGUCUUUCAAGCCAAUGAGUCUGCCCGCUUUCGUCAUUCGCUCUUCAGUGUUACAUUCCGCUGAGCGUUAAGGCUGGGAAUAGCCUGCAUUGACAAUUUAAAGUCAGUUGGAUAUAUUUAUAGCAGUUCUGACAUCAAACAUUGAUGGUGGACGUUUUUAAGUUUUCUCUUGAACGAAUGUAAUGACCUGCACGAGAGGGGCAACCGUCAACAGUUUUCUUGCGUGUGAUGAUAGAAGACACAAUGACGCUGUUGUCUCUUUUGGGUCGGAUCAUGCGUUAUUUCCUCCUCAGGCCAGAGACAUUGUUUCUGCUAUGCAUUAGCUUGGCCUUAUGGAGUUACUUCUUCCACACGGACGAGGUGAAGACCAUCGUCAAGUCCAGUCGGGAUGCCGUGAACAUGGUGAAGGGGAAAGUGGCGGAGAUGAUGCAAAACGACAGGUUGGGGGGCCUGAAUGUCUUAGAUGCGGAGUUCUCCAAAACUUGGGACUUCAAAAACAACAAUGUAGCAGUAUACUCCAUUCAGGGGCGGCGCGAUCACAUGGAGGACCGAUUCGAGGUACUCACCGACAUCACAAACAAGAGUCACCCUUCUAUAUUCGGGAUAUUUGACGGUCACGGUGGUGAGGCUGCAGCGGACUAUGUAAAGGCCCACCUUCCGGAGUCUCUGAGGCAGCAGCUGCUGUCCUAUGAGAGGGAGAAGAGGGAGAGCGUUCCCUCCUACCCCAGCAUCCUGGAGCAGCGCAUCCUGGCUGUGGACCGAGACAUGGUGGACAAGCUCUCCGCCAAUCACGACGAAGCAGGUACUACAUGUCUGGUGGCCCUGCUAUCGGACAGGGAGCUGACGGUGGCCAACGUUGGGGACUCACGAGGCGUGUUGUGUGACAAGGACGGAAACGCUGUGGCAUUGUCACAUGACCACAAGCCAUACCAGCUGAAGGAGCGCAAGAGGAUCAAGAGGGCAGGGGGCUUCAUCAGCUUCAAUGGCUCGUGGCGCGUCCAGGGCAUCCUGGCCAUGUCUCGCUCGCUGGGCGACUACCCCCUGAAGAACCUCAACGUGGUCAUCCCCGACCCCGACGUGUUGACCUUUGACCUGGACAAGCUGCAGCCCGAGUUCAUGAUCCUGGCGUCGGACGGGCUGUGGGACGCCUUCAGCAACGAGGAGGCGGUGCGUUUCGUGCGCGAGCGCCUGGACGAGCCACACUACGGUGCGAAGAGCAUCGUGCUGCAGUCUUUCUACCGCGGCUGCCCCGACAACAUCACCGUCAUGGUGGUCAAGUUCAAGAGCGGCCCCGUGGGGAGCAAGGCUGAGGAGUAGAGGCGGUGAUGAGGUCAUUGUUAUUGUUAUGUUAUAGAUAGACUCUCCUCCCUUAUGGAUAGUGCAGCAAGCAAUCAAUGGGGAGGAUUGGAAACUGUUGCAACAUGCAUACCUGGCAUUAUCUUUGAAACGCAUGUACACCCACACCAACAUCCUACACUAUGUAGUUUGUUUUUCAUUUCUGACUAUGACUUUUGGAGAGAGAUUAUUUUUGCUUGAAUUAUGGCCUUAACUCAGAAGCUGGAGUGCUUGAUCAUCUUGACACACACACACAUACGCUCACACAUACACACGUCCAUCUGCCGUCUCACACAUUGGCAUUCAGCACGAACACACAACUGGGGAUCACCUCUUCAUCAUUGAGAAGAUGACUCUCUGACUCAAACAGUACACUGAUCUAGUGUUCUCUGCACACCCUGCUGCAGUGUAUUGUACUGUCACAGGACUGAUACUGUCCUGAAGAAAAUUGUAAAAGAAAAAGCACCUGUUGAGGCUUCAUUUUGGUGGAAUGAUAAGCCCUUACGUAUCAGUCCAUAAAAAUGUCCUUGGUCAUAUACGGGAUCAGUUAUACCCUGAUCUAGCUCCAGCCAUUGCCUUUUUUGUCAACAUAGUCUUAACAGAGCUGAUGUUAAGUUACUGAAUUAUGGUACUGGACCUGUAUAGGACAUUUGUUUAGCCUAUCCUUGUUUAGGAAAGAUCUGUGAAUUUUAGCACGCAGGUGUUGAUGCCUUCGUCCAUGGGAAUCGUACGGACUGGGAGGUGCAUCUCAGACUGCUUAUUAAAGCACCGUUACCCAUGGCGACUGAGUUAAAGGCCACACAGCUGAAACAGGAAGGCUAAUUUCCAGUAAUAUGCGUAUGACGCAAUAUGAUUGGAGAGACUACUGAUGUGUUAAUAAGGUCAGGAUCAUGUUAGAGACCAAGGAUGGCCAACUUUUCUCUGAGAGUAGCAGGGUGUGCAGGGUUUUGUUCCAGCCCGUAAUAGAUGGUUAUUCAGGACCAUAGUUGGCCACCCGUGUGUUAGUUUUACCAGUGUACUACUGUAUUGAAUACUACUAUUACGACUGUAUUUCCAACAAUCUCUCACAGGCUCACCUCAGAAUUUGACGUUCAUUCAUGUUUCUCAAACGUCAAAUUUCAAAGUUGUUCCAAACAUCAAAUUUCAAAAUGUUUAAGGUUUAGGCAUUAACUCCACAUUUUUAAGGCUAGGGUAAUGUUUAGGCAUUAACUCAGAAUUAUUACGGUUAUACAUUAACCUUUCAGAGUUAAGGUUUGGGAUAGGCUUAAAACCAAAAUAUAAAAACAGCUUUCUAUCGCUGGAUUCGAAUAUGCAACUUUUGGAACAAAAUGCAGAUGUUUACGCCCACCCGCCAUCCCCAUCCACAAUGUCCUAGCAAAACCCAAACCUACUGGAAGAGAACAGACUGUUGUCCCUAGUGGCCGGUUUCCUCUUUAUCUCCCGGAGUCCUCAGACAUGGAUGGACAUUGAAUACUGACUUCUAUAAGGGGUGACCUGCUUGGUAUUUAUUUCAUAGAUACAUAAUUCGAUUUUUUUUUAAUAUAUAUGUUAUAUUAUCAUAUACACCAGAUAGGUGUUGUGUACAGGGUUAACCAUAGUACGGUGCCCCUGGAGCAAAUUAAGGUUAAGUGCCUUGCGCAAGGGUAUAUCGCCAGAUUUUUUUUAUUUUGUCUGGUCGGGUAUUCAAACCAGCAACCUUUCAGUUACUAGCACAACGCUCUUAACAGGUAGGUUACCUGCUGCCCUAUGAGGUGGCAAAUGUAUCAUUUAACAAUGUACCUUAAUUGCCUUAUUUAUUUUUUCAGUUUUAAUCUUAUUGUCAAAACAAAACAUACACAGAUGUUUAUUGUUCACCUGUGCAUACAGUAUGCAUAAGUUGAUAAUGCAACAAGCAUCACUUGUAGACAGUUCACCAACAAGUCAGUCAUUUAAUCUGCCAAACACAAAAUGUAUGAAUUUGCUGAAUGCAGUCUGUCAGUAUUAAAAUCCAAUGCUACCAUGUCAAA